Messenger RNA from Serpula lacrymans var. lacrymans S7.9, 915 nucleotides. RefSeq lists its product as uncharacterized. Bases 1 to 915 code for a protein of 304 amino acids. The record is from RefSeq and is a predicted model, not a curated record. The transcript has 6 exons. Gene Ontology annotation, molecular function: DNA binding. NCBI's taxonomy places the organism in Eukaryota, Fungi, Basidiomycota, Agaricomycetes, Boletales, Serpulaceae.
AUGGCCAACACUUACAAGCAGCCUGCAGCCAAUGGUGGCCCUCCAACUCAUCCUGCCCUUCACGUGCGUGACGCAAAGGAUGCCCAUGUUGUCCUCGAGGCAGUGCGCCUUAACAUGUUGCCACUGAUCAGAAGGCGCCUCACGGCCAGCGAGCGGGAGCAACUCACUUCUGGAAACGUCUUUGUAUGGGAGGAAGCAGAAAAUGACGGCGGGCUCCUACGUUGGACGGAUGGGCGAAGAUGGUCCCAGAGUAGAAUGCGUGGCGAUUAUCUGUUUUACGAAGAGAAGAUGGAGACUACACAGGAAGAAAAAGACGCUAAGGCAGCGCUAAGAGCCCGUCGAGCAACAGACCCAUUAGCUGUAGCACCUCCCACAAACAGACGGAAAGACCGUCCAAACCGCCCUAACGGCCUUACCAAGCAGACAUACUCGGCCCUUGUGUACAUGCCAGGAUCAAGCCAUCCUCGGAAAUGGCAUAUCGUGGCCUACUUUACAGGCGACGAUUACCUACGCCUUCCUGUCGUGGAAAAUUACGAUUACCUCCGAAGUCUCAAAGUCCCAGAUGGAGUCUUCGUAUCCAGUAAAGCCAGCGGUCUGAGAAAUGAUCGCUACUCAUACGGGCCAUACCAUGAUGAUCCAAUGAGGCCCAUGUCAGCUGCCUCAUCAUCGUCAUCAACCAUGCUAUCUCCCCUCCAACGCCAAUCUACGGCAUUGUCAUCACCACUUCCUAGGACUGGCCGUCAGGAUGUAUCGUUACCAAGCAUAUCCACUCUUGCCCCAAUUCGAGGUCGCCAUGACCUUGCUUCCCCAUAUCAUACCUCAUCAUCUACUCGUCCUGAUCAACUUCCAAACAAUUAUAGUCCUUUAAGUGCGGAGGACCGACGUGUGCUGAACAGUUUUCGCGUUGUACUAUAG